Messenger RNA from Paramuricea clavata, 627 nucleotides. Lineage: Eukaryota; Metazoa; Cnidaria; Anthozoa; Malacalcyonacea; Plexauridae. The record is from the annotation of a GenBank genome assembly.
AUGGACAAAGGACUCUUUACGGGAGUAGUUAUGAUCGACCUGCGCAAAGCUUUUGAUGUAGUGGAUCAUGCAUUGCUCCUAAGGAAACUAGAAAUAUGUGGUCUUGAUUUUAACACUCUGAAAUGGUUUCAAAGUUAUUUAGAUGGAAGAUCUCAAAAGGUAUGCAUUGAUGGAAUGUUAUCAAAGCCGCUUCUUAUCGAAUCCGGCGUGCCUCAAGGAAGUAUCUUGGGCCCUGCUUUAUUUUUAAUAUUUAUUAAUGACUUACCUUUAGCACUUGCCAAUAACAUUGGCCUUUAUGCAGACGACUCCACUCUCUACGCUUCAGGUUCCACCUUACCUGAAGUUGAGGAGAAACUUAAGCCUGAUCUUAUCGACGUCUCAACAUGGGUUAAAGAUAAUAAAAUGAAACUACAUCAAUCGAAAACAAAGUAUAGCAUUAUUUGUAGUUGUCAGAAAUUAGCUAACUCCUUGAGUCAAAGCCUCAAUCUAACUUUUGAUGGGGAACCAAUAACCCAGGUAAAAUCUGAGCGUGUUUUGGGAGUGUAUAUCGAUAACCAUCUCACUUGGUCUACCCAUAUUGAAAAAUUACAUCAGAAAUUGCUCAAAAGAAAAGCUGUCUUAGCUAGA